UCAUUAUUGGAAAUAGCAGUGAAUCGAAAUGUUGAGGUUAACGUUAGGAAAAAAUUUAAACAUUUUUUCAAAAACUUUGGCUACAAAUGUAGAUCAAGCAGUUUUAUUGAAUGGUUUUGCGAAUCAUCAAAAAAAGUUAUCACAUGAAACCAUCGAUCAUCGUCCAUUUUCAUUAACAACCACCCGCUUUUGUGAAGAAAAAGAUGAGAGCGAAGAACGAGUGAGUCCUAUGUAUAAAAAGUAUGCUGGUACUCUCCGUGAUCGAACCAAAAAAAUCGACGUUGAAACCAGCAUUGAAUACAUGCAAAGUGGUGCAUUCUCGAGUACAUACGGCGAUAAAAAAGUGUGGCAAUUAUAUCGGCGAGUGCACAAGGGUCAAUUUCCCAGAAGAAAAACGCGUUUAACUUGUAUUCGGCAUAACGUCAUCGCAACUGGUAGCCCGUGUCCAGUUUGUCGUGAUGAAUAUCUAGUAUUGCAUCAUGAAAAUGUUGAACUUUUAAAACAGUUCAUUUCGCCAUACACUGGAGAGCUUUUAUCUUAUGAAAUAACCGGAUUGUGUCAGAAGCAACACACAAAAUUAGAGGUGAACGUUGAGCGUGCAUACGAUUUUGGAUUGUUGGAAUACGUUGUACCGCAUCGUGAAUUUAGCUACGCUGAUUAUUACGACGUUUAUAAGAAACCAACAACCGAAAUUAAAUAGAUUUUUAGUUUAUAUUUAGUUUAC
Molecule: messenger RNA, 724 nt
Organism: Contarinia nasturtii (swede midge)
Lineage: Eukaryota; Metazoa; Arthropoda; Insecta; Diptera; Cecidomyiidae
Gene: mRpS18B
Product: 28S ribosomal protein S18b, mitochondrial
Exons: 3
Coding region: 29-700 (223 amino acids)
Biological process (GO): mitochondrial translation
Cellular component (GO): ribosome; mitochondrion
Molecular function (GO): structural constituent of ribosome
Source: RefSeq, a predicted model, not a curated record